AUGAAUAAACUAAAUCGGAAUGAGAAACGAAAAAUAAAAUAGAUAUAUAGUCUCGCAUUGAAAUUUGUGGGGAUUUUAUUAAUAGGAUUCUUUAUGGUUUUAUAUUAUUUUAUUGUUUAUUCAUUUAUCUAUGACACUAUGUUAUUAUAUUAUUUGGUUUACAGGAAUAAAGUAUUAAUUAUUGUAUUGAUGUUGAUUGGAUUGAUUGAAGGUAAAUAGAGAAUUGAUAAUUUAGCAUUCAAUGUUAUAUUUAAUUAUGGGUUGGUAUUAAUAGUGUCUCCAGGAUUUACAUCAGAUAUAUUUAUAAAAAAAGAUGAUAAAGUAGAGGGUCCAUUUAUUUAUGAUCCAAUAAAAUGCUAAUUCAAUAAAUCAUAAAUAGCAAUAAAAUUAGAUCAAAGUACUUUAAAAUAUUGUGAUAAAUGUUGUUUACCAAAACCUUAGAGAACACAUCAUUGCAGUAUAUGUAAUAAAUGUGUAUUGAAAAUGGAUCAUCAUUGUCCAUGGGUUGGAUAAUGUGUUGGACAUUAGAAUCAUCGAUACUUUAUUUUGUUCUUAACUCAUAUUGUGAUAGGAACAUUUUACAUUUCAAUUUUGAAUUUAAAUAUAGUAAUGAGGUAUUGGUUUAACUGGAGAUAGCAAUCAAUUUCAAGAGUACAGAGUUUAACAAUCAAAAGCAUUUUCAUUAGUAUGGCCCUUAAAUAUUUCUUUGUUUUUCAUGUUAUCAGCUUUUUCAGGUUGGAAUUGGUAUUUGGCAAUGAAAGGAAUGACUACAUUAGAAUUUUGGGAUAAGAAUGAUGCAUUUAAAAAGAGUAAAAGAAUACAAAAUUUAUAAUAAAUCUUUGGAAAAGUUAAAAAUUGGAUUGAAAUAUUAUCACCAAGUGUUAGAGAUUUACCAUCAAAUGGAGUAAUAUGGUAUGAUACUUAAAUUGAACACUUAAAUGUCUUAAAUGAAUUAUAGUAAGAAGAGGAAGAUGAUGAAGAAAUGAUUAAUUGAU
Paramecium pentaurelia is the source of this 995-nucleotide messenger RNA. The record is from the annotation of a GenBank genome assembly. Lineage: Eukaryota; Ciliophora; Oligohymenophorea; Peniculida; Parameciidae.